Molecule: messenger RNA, 1344 nt
Organism: Amoebophrya sp. A120
Lineage: Eukaryota; Dinophyceae; Syndiniales; Amoebophryaceae
Source: the annotation of a GenBank genome assembly
GAUGCUAGUAGUCGACUGAGUCUCUGAGCGUGGUGGUCUAGUAAGUAAGUGGCUGGCCUGUUUGUGAGUGCGCGCGGUCUACUUCCAGUGCAGUCGAUGAUAUACAUACUCGCUUGGAAUAUUAGCGCGGAAUGUAUGAUAGAUUUGUGUAGCGUGACGUAUGGUGAUAGAUAGAAUUGUCUAAGUCGAUGCGUAGUGCACUUACAGUUCUCGUGCUUUUUUUUUCCGGUUGUCUGAGUGUAGGUGUGCUAACGUUUCUUCUCUUCACCGUGUUUGAACUUUCUGUGUCGUUUGCGUUUCCUCUGGUUUCUCUUUGUGUCGUAGGUACAGACAUACUCGCUCUCGAGGUGUCAAAAGAUGUCCGCACCCUCUCGAGAAAACCUGUGGGAAAUGGUAACGGCGUACCCCCCGCCGACACCGACGGGUAUGGUGCCCAUGGGUGCGACCCCGACCAUUAAGAAGUUUUUCCGUGAUGCGCACCGAAGCCUUUUGCUGGCCGCGCAAAACAAGCGGAAUUGCGCCCUGGCGGCUCGGCGGCUGCAGCAGCUCGGGCAGGAGGUACGCACGAACGCGAACCGUACCGAGGCUGCUGUCAACCAGCUCGAGGAGAACCUGUUCAAUCGCAAGGUCCGACUCUUGAAGCGCGUGAGGCCGCGCGUUGUGCAGGACUGCGAAAAGCUGAUCGCGCCGAAGUCGCUCUGGCAACAGUACGGUUCGACCAAUCGUCCCCGGGCAGACGAAGAGGCCGCAAAGCGCGCAUCCGCGAUUCAGGCACAGGGGAACACUGCUAUAGCAGACGAAAACGCUGCUCGAGACGCUGAGCUCAGGCGGUGCGAACAGUUGGCAAAUUUUCUCUUGCACGACCCGGGACCUACCAUGAGCGCUGCAGAAGUUUCGGACCCCGCCACACUAGUGCAAUGAACGAACCUGUAAUGUGAUCGAUGGUUGUAGUUCGAUUGCCAAUGUAUUCACCUAAGUGUGCCAGAAUAUAGUGGCAGGCAGGGAUGCGAGUUUCAAAUAAAUGUACUCUUCUGGGGGUUUCCUUUUCUCCGGCUUGAUCCAAAAGUGCAUAUUUCAUCGAGGUGGCAAAAUGACUUUUAUCUCGUGUUCGGCCACUUCUGAUUGAUUUCUCACUUUUUGUGGGGAUGGAGCUCACUUUUUGUGGGGAUGCACGGGGAUUAUGUAGCGAAAGCGAAAGAAUAGGAAAAGGAAUACAAGCUACGAUUGCUUUUCAGGUCUUGUGUAUUUUGUCUGAAUUAUGCUCAACAAAUGCAAUCGCAAUCGGUAAGGUUGGCUUUUUGCUGUAACGGAAUGCAGGUCUUUUCAUUUUCAUUUCUUUCCGCC